This is a messenger RNA of Camellia sinensis, 1403 nucleotides long. Its product is annotated as F-box family protein. Gene Ontology annotation, molecular function: protein binding. Lineage: Eukaryota; Viridiplantae; Streptophyta; Magnoliopsida; Ericales; Theaceae. The record is from RefSeq and is a predicted model, not a curated record.
CAAGUUGUAAAGUACUCUGUUUCCCUUUCCAACUCGUGUUUGGAUUUCCAAAGCCGCCAUACAUACUUGAAAGCUAUUCUCACUCAACCUCUAUUUUACAUAUAUAUAUAGAGAUGGUAAAGCGUUGUCUCUGCUACUUUUGAGCGGUUGAGAUUGGAGGUUUUUCAUUCACCUCUGUUUUUUUUUAUCAACAACCAUCAAUCCUUCAAUCCCCACCUUCUAAAUUUGAUUACUUUAUACGAGUUUGACUUUUAAUUGUUUGGAAAGAAAGAAAGAAAGCUAGAAACCAUGUUUACUAUUCCAUCAUCAUCAUCAAUUGAAGAAGAAAAACAAGAAAAGAUCGUCAUCGGCGUCGGAGGAGGUGGGAUCGAAUCUCUGCCGGUGGAGUUGUUGGUUGAAGUUCUAGCUCUGGUUGCCUCCUCUUCCUUCACCGACCUCUUCAAUUCCAAACUAUGUUGUAGAGAAUUUCUGGGAGUAGCAGAGGAGAAGUACAUACUACAACACGUGUCAAUAGAAAAAUUCCCAGUAAUUCAUCAAUGGCUGAAACGUGAAGAAGUGAGUUUGUUCUUAAAUCGGUGCAUACAAAGUGGAAACCCAGAAGCAUUGUACAGACAAGGAAUGGUUGAAUACUUCAGCCACAUGAGAAUGGAAUCAGGACUAGAGCAUUUGAAGAGAGCAGCAGAGAAAGGACACGUGGAGGCCUCAUACGUGUAUGGUGUGAUCCUCCUCUCUAGGGGUGGGCAAUCAACCAAACAAGGCCUAAAGCUUCUAAAUGCCAUGAACAAUACUUGUUCAAAUUCAAAGAGCUUGAGAAUCCAAGAGUGCAGAGAAAGAAUCAAAGCCAUUAUUCACACAAUGUGGAUCAACAAUCAUAUGGUCAGCCAACAAACAAAUUUCUGUUGCCAUGGAAAAACUCGAAGCACCAGAGUGAGAGAGACAUGGAGAGGCCGCGAAGAAGAGGAUGACAACACGAGCUGUGAAACUUGUAAAUGGGAUAGAGAAGUCAACUUGUUCUGUAACAUGUUACUGGGUAGGAGUGUUUAGAUUAUUUAUAAAAGUUGUGUUAUAUAAAUACAGAAAUCAAAUAUAGGUAUCUUUUGGUAAUUAGGUUAAAAGUCAGUUUAUUGAUUUUUUGACUUUAUUCCAAGACCUAUUUCAGACAGUUACUUAUUGUCCAAAAUAAGUCUUAAAAUAAAAAUAGAUGAACAAAGUACAACAUAUAGACAAUAAUCAAUACUGCCAAAAGUAGGAGAAACAUGAAAGAGAGGCCAAGAAGAAAAGGGUGACAACAUGAGUUGUGAAGGUUGUAAUUGGAAUGAAGAAGUCAAACUUGCUUUGUAAUGUUACUCGGGAUUGUUUAGAUCAUUUUAUUUAUUUAUUAAAUAUUAUUAUGGUAUGUUCAA